Messenger RNA from Lactuca sativa (garden lettuce), 1382 nucleotides. Its product is annotated as Pre-mRNA cleavage complex II protein family. Gene Ontology annotation, biological process: cleavage in ITS2 between 5.8S rRNA and LSU-rRNA of tricistronic rRNA transcript (SSU-rRNA, 5.8S rRNA, LSU-rRNA). The record is from RefSeq and is a predicted model, not a curated record. Lineage: Eukaryota; Viridiplantae; Streptophyta; Magnoliopsida; Asterales; Asteraceae. Gene Ontology annotation, molecular function: polynucleotide 5'-hydroxyl-kinase activity. Gene Ontology annotation, cellular component: nucleus.
ACAUGCUUCCCUACAGUACACUGCACUAAACAAGCACAGCAAACCAGAAGCAAAAAUGGCGAUGACUUCUUUAUCAAUGGAGGUUGAAGAGAGUGAAGCAACGAACAUAUAUAUACCAGAAGACUGGUCCGAAGCGGCAGACACCAUAGCUUAUGGUGAUGCACACACUCCGACGGCUUUCAUAUGCGGCCCCAAAAACAGCGGCAAGUCAACCUUCUCUCGACAUGUCCUUCAUGUUCUCCUCCGUAGGCAUAAGAGAGUUGCAUUCUUGGAUACUGAUGUUGGACAACCCGAGUUUACCCCUCCUGGAUGUCUCUCACUCACUCUACUUGAUAGUGAAAGCAUAGAUUUAAAAAGUCAGCCAGAAAGAUGCUUCUUCUUUGGUGACAUUUCUUCAAAAAGAGAUCCAGAGCUUUAUUUGAAAUACAUAUUCGCCCUAUACGAUCACUAUCAUAAACACCAUCAUUCAUCAUCUCCCAACAACAAUGAGGUGCCAUUAAUCAUCAACACCCCCGGAUGGGUGAAAGGUAUUGGGUAUGAUGUAUUGGUGGACAUGUUGAACCAUAUUGCUCCUAGUCAUGUGGUUAACAUUUGUGUUUCUGCUAAAAGUAAGAACCUACCUUCCGGAACAUUCUGGUCUCAAGACACGGAUGCUGCUAAGGAAGUAACCUUAAUUGAAAUCAAAUCAGCCAACCACCAGGACUCCUUAAACCGAUCGGUAGUUGCACACAAAGAUUCACGCCAUAUACGGGAUUUAAGUAUCAUUACAUACUUCACACACUGUUUCUCAAGUGACAUGAGGAUGAAUAUGAUGAGUUCAAUUAAAAGAAUUGCUCAAGCAUUGGCUUCUCACCCUCCUUAUGAAGUUUCCAUGUCGGCUGUCAACAUUAAACACCUUCAUACUCAGGUGCCGGAAGCUGAAAUUUUCUACAGUUUGAAUGCAAGUAUAGUUGGAUUGGCAGUUAGUCGUCAAGGUUCUGGGAAUUUGCCUCAAUGUGUUGGCCUUGGAAUUGUUAGGGGAGUAGACACUUUGAGACGUGUUGUCUACAUAAUCACUCCUGUUCCACAACAUCUUCUGGAGGAUGUUGAUCUUUUACUGCAAGGUUUCAUUCAGAUUCCUACUUGUUUGUUGCAGGUACAGGGAUGUGUUUCUCCAUACAUGGCUUCAAAUGUCCUGCCUGGAAUCUGAAGACUUUUGUUCAACAGCCACUAUUAUUCAGAUACAGAAAAUUGACUUUGAUUUUGUAAAACUGACAUGAAAUUUGUUCCGUUGGUAUGGAAGUGGUGGAAUUAUAGUGUUUUUUUCUUCUUUUGGUUGUAGAUAUAUUUUUUAAACUUAGAAUACAAAUAGUGGAAUGCGUAUUAAAUAUCCUUUUCAUUUA